CUUGCUCCUUUCGUCUGACCACCUGCCCCACGACGAGCAUCUUCAGAAUAAUCCAGCCCCAAGCUCAAGGCGUCUCUUUCUUUGUCUUCAUCUCCCACAACACUCCCAGUCCCAGUCAGAAAGUGUGUGUGUGUACGUCUAUGUGUGUGUGGGAACUUGGAUGAGAGAGCAUGGACCCGGCUUGGCUGGCAGCGGCUGUUUUCCUCUUGCUCUGGCAGUGUGUGGAGAGCACAAGAGCCGUCAAAGAAUGGACAUAUGCAGGAGUUGUGGGACAAUCUGAAUGGUCAGAGGUUUUUCCAGAUUGUGGAGGUUCUGGUCAGUCACCCAUAGAUGUGGACACUUCCCGAACACAAUACGACUCGUCUCUCACCCCAAUAAAGCCACUGGGCUAUGGCCAGUAUGGCCGUGAACCCUUCACUCUCUCCAACAACGGUCACACAGUGGAGAUGCCAUUGCCAAGUUGGAUGGGCGUGACUGGGUUGCCAUGGCAAUUCAGUGCCGUUCAACUCCACCUACACUGGGGCAACGGAGUGGGCGUGGCUACAGGGAGCGAGCACACCAUUGAUGGAAGUAGUGCUUCUGCAGAGCUCCAUGUGGUCCACUAUAAUUCAGAACUGUAUGCCAACAUGUCCGAAGCUAAAACCCAGGCAAAUGGACUGGCUGUGCUGGGAGUGCUCAUAGAGGCAGGUGGUGAAACCAACCAGGCAUAUACUAACAUCCUUAACUACUUGGGACGCAUCAGGCAUGCAGGUCAGAAAGUGGCCAUACCCGGCUUUGAUGUGCAAACACUGCUGCCCAGAGACCUGAACCGCUAUUUCCGCUACAAUGGUUCGCUGACCACUCCUCCCUGCUACCAGAGUGUGCUGUGGACUGUCUUCGCUGAGAAAGUCAGAAUUUCACACUCCCAGCUGUUGAAGUUGGAGACAGUGCUGUACUCCACUAAAUCUGGGGAGUCACAGCCCACUUUGCUGCAGGAUAAUUAUCGUGCCACCCAGCCGCUUAACCACCGGACCGUCCUGUCCUCCUUCAUCCCUGUUUCAGUAAAAAUCUACACAGAUGGCGAAAUCUCAGCCAUUGUAAUAGGCUCACUCUGUGGUUGCAUUGGCCUGGCCACGAUCACCUGGUUUGCUGUGAAAACGAUUCGCUCUACGUCGAGCUGGGACGUCCUGCCCAGUGUCCGACCGCCUCCCCAGCCCAGAACAAAGGAUGUGGCAAAGGACCUUAAACAGGACAUGGCCCUGAGGACCACCUCUGACCCUGAAAAAAAGGAGGAGGCCAUACCUCCGCCUGAACCGUAAACAUUCACUUCUGAAUUUGAUCUGUUUUUCCUGCCAUCCUCCCUCUCUUUCAGCACUUCAUUCUCACUCCUAUUUUCUCCUCAUUCCUUUUCAAUCCCUCAUCCUUUACAGGUUUGAUGCACAGCUGACUGUGCAUAUCUCUCAUGCAGCAUUACAUUGUUUUACAUUUUGAGAUUCACUUGUUUACAUUGAGAUGUCUGUAUGAAUUAGACAGAGGAAUGUUCUGUGUUGCAUAUGAAUGAACUGAACUGUAUGUACAUAUAAUAUUUGUCUUGCAGCAAUAAACAAAUGGGAUAUCUGCUA
Colossoma macropomum (tambaqui) is the source of this 1601-nucleotide messenger RNA. RefSeq names its product carbonic anhydrase XIV (gene ca14). The transcript is spliced from 12 exons. Bases 171 to 1298 code for a protein of 375 amino acids. NCBI's taxonomy places the organism in Eukaryota, Metazoa, Chordata, Actinopteri, Characiformes, Serrasalmidae. The record is from RefSeq and is a predicted model, not a curated record. Gene Ontology annotation, molecular function: zinc ion binding; carbonate dehydratase activity. Gene Ontology annotation, cellular component: plasma membrane.